CAACUCGCUAAGCGACACCACCCCAGAUCCCAGAGCAACUUCGAUACGCCCAGCGACGACGACAACGACAACCAGCCCUUCAACGGAAUCGCCAGUUCCACAUAAUUCAAGAUGACGAAGGGUACCUCCAGCUUCGGAAAGCGCCACAACAAGACUCACACUCUUUGCCGGCGUUGUGGCCGCCGCUCCUUCCACGUCCAGAAGUCGACUUGUGCCAACUGCGGUUACCCUGCCGCUAAGACUCGCAAGUUCAACUGGAGCGAGAAGGCCAAGCGCAGAAAGACCACCGGCUCCGGCAGAAUGCGUCACCUCAAGGAGGUCCACCGCCGCUUCCACAACGGCUUCCAGGUCGGCACCCCCAAGGGCGCUCGUGGUCCCGAGAACCACUAGAUUCCCCCCUUUCGAUGACUGUCGCGUUUUCGUUUCGUUCUCGGAGGCUGGAGGCAGGGCUGGUAUGACAGGGCCGGUUGGCAUUUGACGACGUGAACCGGGUCGCGAAUGCUAGGGGCAAUAAAAAAAAGACGCUAUUCCCCGUGGAGUUGGUGUUGGGACGGUCUUUUUUUUUCAUAUUUGCCGUCAUAGCAUUUCUUUAUUCUAGAGAAACACAAAAAUGGCAUAUAUUGACGACAAUGUGAAAGAAGAAAAAAAGACGCUCGUCUUCUCUCUUGCUCUCUGGGGAUGUUUUCUCUUUUUUCUGUUUCAAAGAAAGAAAUGAAAUGGGAAACUUUAUG
This is a messenger RNA of Aspergillus neoniger CBS 115656, 731 nucleotides long. RefSeq names its product 60S ribosomal protein eL37. Bases 112 to 390 code for a protein of 92 amino acids. NCBI's taxonomy places the organism in Eukaryota, Fungi, Ascomycota, Eurotiomycetes, Eurotiales, Aspergillaceae. Gene Ontology annotation, molecular function: RNA binding; structural constituent of ribosome. Gene Ontology annotation, cellular component: ribosome; cytosolic large ribosomal subunit. Gene Ontology annotation, biological process: translation. The transcript has 5 exons. The record is from RefSeq and is a predicted model, not a curated record.